UUACCACACGCACGAUACACAUAACACACACAUACGAAAGUAGGGAUACGCUCUCGCUCGCGUAGCUGUAAACAUGGCCGUCAUCGUGCUUUGUGAUGACGAUUAUCCGCGUGAGUUUGUCGCACGGUCGUGUUGCGUCGCGUGCGAUCGCAAAUAAUAUGGACACGCGUGGCACCGUCAGUCCCGGGGACCCAGACUGUUGUCUGGGUGAGCAAUGAAUGUACUUCGCAUCCUGACACCGUGUGUGUUGCAACGCAGACGCAUAAGAAGUAUAGAUAGUACGGAUAAAAGGGAUUCCUGGUAUAUGAGAAGACAGCGUGGAGAUGCCUCUCACAUGACACAUAGAAUGGGUGCUUCUGCAUCAUCAAGCAUCACCAACGUAGGUGGAGAUCCAGUCCAAGCAGCCAGACUUUCAGCAUCGAGUAGUCCGGAGCAACAUGGCAUUGCAGUUAGAGAGAAAAAGAAGAAGAUGACAGGAUUUGCAACACUGCGCAAGAAAUUUAUCAGGAGACGCCGCUCCUCAAAAGCGUGCGAUCAUGGUAGAAUUAUUAGAGAUCUGGUGUCCACGUGGAGUCACUUGGAAGCAACGGCUCUGCUCGAAGAGUACGAGGCGUUGGCCGCGUUGAAAGAUCUUCAUGUUCAAGCUGAAUUGGCCAGACCGCCAGCCGCCACUUUCAAACAAGACCUGUCAAUGUUAUAUGAUUACAAACAUUGUUCCGAUGUGGAUCUUGUAUAUAGGGGAGCGUGCUUUCCCGUUCACAGAGCCGUGCUUUCUGCCAGAUGCCCGUAUUUUAGGGAUCUUCUGGCUGGUUGCCCCGGAUACGGGGCAAGAAUAUGUUUGGAGCUGAGGACUCCGCAUCUCGAGGUGCAGAUGUUCUCGGCGUUGUUACGGUACCUUUAUACCGGCGAUAUCUGUCCGCACGAUGCGACGUUGGAGGCGAAUCUGCUGCGGCGACUCGGCGAGGAGUUCGGAACACCGAAUCCGUUGGAGCACGAUCUCAGAUAUCUGCUGGACACCGGUGAUUACGCGGACGCCGCCCUCGUCUUCACUUCGGACAACGAUUAUCAACGACCGGACAGCGGGAGUUCGGAGUACGGAUUUCGUCCGAAAUUAGAGCUGCCAUGUCACAAAGCGAUACUCUCCGCGAGAUCUCCCUUCUUUCGAAAUUUAAUACAGAGACGGACCAGAUCGGGCGAGGAUCACACGGAAAGGGCGCUUCAUAUACCUACUAGAAUAGUGUUGGACGAGAGUGUGAUACCUAAACGGUACGCCAGGGUUCUGUUGCACGCCGUGUAUCUCGACACCGUCGACUUGUCGCUAAUAUUGCGGGGAAGCGGCUGCGGAAACAGCGCUGGUAGUCUGGGAGAGGUUCAAGCUCUGACACAUACGGGCCGAAUGCGACCGAGUCCUCUGGAAGAAGCGAUGGAAUUGUAUCAGAUCGGACGAUUUCUCGAGCUUGAUAUACUGUCGCAAGGUUGCGAGGAUCUUAUUUUGGAGUAUCUCACCCUGGAAUCGCUUCCGGCUGUUCUCAAGUGGGGCAGUCAACCUCACGGAUCAGCAUGGGUGCACAGACAAGCAUUACAUUACUUGAGGGAGGAAUUUCAGCCGAUUGCUUCGUCCUCGAUUCUCCAUCAGCUUGAUCAUGCCCACUUAGCGAACGUAUUACAGAGUCAUUUACAAGCGAGCGAACUUGAAGUACUGCAGGCAGUCCUCAAGUGGGGCGAACACGAAUUGGUACGUCGAAUGGAGGAUCGGGAGCCUAAUUUGCUCAGCCAUACCGUGCACUCCGUCACCAGGAAGGGUAUUAAGAAACGAGAUCUCAGCGACAUCGAAUUACGGGAGAUACUCAGCGAACUUUUACCGCUUGUCAGAAUAGAUCACAUAUUGCCGCCAAAUAGCGAAGCAUUAGCACAGGCUAUUAGGAGGGGACUGGUUUCAACCCCGCCGAGUCAUAUGAUAGGAGACGAAAGGGAUAACUUGCGGGUGAACGCUUGGAUAAGGGGCGGAAAAAAGAAUGGAUUUUUCGUGAGGCCGAGGCUAUUCAUGCCAUAUUACGAAGAGAUUAAGUCCUUGGUGGAAGAACAGAUGGUCCAGGAAGCUGAUCUAGUGAGAUUACGGAGGCCGCGAUACGUCGCGGAUAUACCGGAUGCGUUGUACAUGGUUGAGGAGAAACCAAGAGCCAUGGGUACCGCUGGUGUUGACGUCCUUGCUGCGGCGUUUCCAGUGCCAGAUUCUGCAACGAUGGCUGCUAUGCUAAAGCGAGAGCAGAAAUUGAAGCAAUCGCCGAGCUGUCAACGAGCUAUAAGCUUACCACUUUCCUCGCGACACGAAAUAAAUCGGCAAGUGCGAUUGCGCGUUGUCAGAGAAUUCAACCUACCCGACACCGUAGCCGAUCUUCUGGAGAACACAGCGUCUUACAGUAUGAAAGAGCAAAACGAGCAGAGGAUGACAGAUAUAGAGGACAUUGACUCGCCGGGCAUGGGUAUUCGUGUGAGAACUACCGCCCCGGUGUGUUACGGGAGGAACAUGACAUUUCCUCGGCCGACUUCGUCUUACGCACAUAGACACGAACUUCCAGCUAUAGUGACCGAGGGAGAGAGCUGCAGACUUCUGGCCGAGCAACAAGAGGCCAACUCGUGUAGCGACGGCCAAUUGUCGGGCGUGAUGCCGGACGUAGCGAUGGCGACGGCCUCCUUCGGCGCUUUGCAUUUAAUCGAGGAACAGGAACUGGAAUUGGAUCUCGGUGACGGGGCGUCGCACCUCCUGCCGCACAUCUCCCCGUCGAGUGGCGGAAGCAUCGAGGCCCACCGAUCCUCGCUUCCUCAUCAGCAUCAGAGGCACUUCUCCGGCCCGCCGCCCCCACCUUACGUGUAUCACCGAGCUGGCACUGCCUUACCGAGGUUUAUUUGAAAUUUAUAUACAAUAUGCGGUAGGAGCGAACAAAGUGGCAACUACUGAUCUCUUUUUCUUCUUUCUCUUUCUCUCUCUUCUCUUUAUCGUCCUUUAUUAUUAUGUAGCAAUUUAUCGUAGCAUAUAUAUAUAUAUAUAUAUAUAUAUAUAUAUAUAUAUAUAUAUCGAUUAAACCUUGUUAUUGCGGGUACAAAUUUAUUACAAGAAUAAUAUAACACUGUUCGACAAAAAAUGAUUUUUUUUUUCGAAUACCGGAACGAGACUAGCCGUUUCUUAUAUGUAGCUUUUUGGACGCUGAACAUCUGUUUUCAAAAUUGCUCCAUUACAAUUUUAAGAGACAUGCAAUUAAGAUUAAGGCUCCUGCAUACUCAAUUGCCAAGUCCGCGUUGAUAGUGACGACUUAAUUCAAAACAAUGGAAAUAAGAAUCUCUAUAUUGUUUCAUCGAUAAAAAAUUGUACUAUAAUAAAGAAAAAUUAUAUGAUUAAUAAAUAAUACGAUUUUGUUUAUUAAUAAUAAGCAUAAAUGACAUUUUAGCAAGCUAAGAUUUUUUGGGGAUUUAUAGCGUUAUUUUUCAUUUUACUGUGGUGUUUUUAUGUUUAAAAUAAUUGCCGUGGUGUUAAAAUAUACCGACGACUCUUAUUUUGGCAUAAUAUGUGAAAACAUAUAAAUAUUUAUUUCAUUUGGAUAUACUUGUCAAACAGCUGGUUUGCGUCCUUGAUUAGGUUUAAUUCAUAAUUUGAUAUAUACAUAUACACAUAUUAUUUAUUGAUUACUCAAACAAAAAGAGAGUUCGAUAUAUUUUACAUGUCUGCUUUAUUGACUUCAAACGCUAUUUUAUUGAAAAACAUUUUUAUUUUAACGUAAGUCGCAAAAAUUUUUAUGAUAUAUUUUCUCACUUUUGACGUUAUCAACCCAAGAUGGCCCCUGAGUAUACAGGAGCCUUAAAAUUGCAAAAAAGGAUUAUUUUCACAAAUUUUGUCGUAAUAGCUACAAAAUGCGACGUGCUAAAGAAAUUUUUUGUCAUCAAAAUAAAGUCUAUUGUUGGGACUUUUAACUUUCAAUAGGAAUUUUCGAUGUUAAUGUGGUUCAUAAAAUAUCUAUAGUUGAAUAUGAGGUAUUGCAGAAGUUAGCUGACUAAAUAAGUGACUUAGGUUGACGAGUUACAAACAGUUUUUAAUCAUGUUUAUUUAUUCUUAAAAGAUUUUUAGGCCACUGAAUACGAAUCCAAUGUCAAAAUUAUCAAAAUGGUGAAUUUAACGAAUUUAUAAAAAAUAUUUUUUUUAAUUUCUAUAUCCCCUAUUUUGAGUACUAUUUUGAAUUUGACAAUUUUGACAUUGAUUUCGUAUUCAGUGACCUAAAAGACCUUUAAGAAUAAAUAAAUAAUAAAAUUGUUUGUAUCUUGUCAACCUAAGUAAAUCACAGCUAACUUCUGCAAUACCCUAUAUUCAACUAUGUAUAUUUUAUGAACUAUAACCGAUAUCGAAAAUGCCUAUUGAGGGUUGAAAGUCCUAAUAAUAUACCUUAUUUUAGUGGCAAGAAAACUUCUUUAGCACGUCGCAUUAAUUAUUGUAGCUCUAAUAUGACAAAGUUCGUGAAAAUAACUCUUUUUUGCAACUUUAAUUGCAUGUCUCUUAAUAUUGUGACGUGAUGGAGUAAUUUUGAAGACAGAUUUGUAUUCAGCGUCCAAAACACUAAAAAAAAAAAAAAAAAACGAUUAAUUUCGUGCCGGUAA
Nylanderia fulva is the source of this 4644-nucleotide messenger RNA. Its product is annotated as BTB/POZ domain-containing protein 7. NCBI's taxonomy places the organism in Eukaryota, Metazoa, Arthropoda, Insecta, Hymenoptera, Formicidae. The record is from RefSeq and is a predicted model, not a curated record. Gene Ontology annotation, biological process: morphogenesis of a branching epithelium. Gene Ontology annotation, molecular function: protein binding.